Messenger RNA from Closterium sp. Naga37s-1, 1068 nucleotides. The record is from the annotation of a GenBank genome assembly. NCBI's taxonomy places the organism in Eukaryota, Viridiplantae, Streptophyta, Zygnematophyceae, Desmidiales, Closteriaceae.
AUGCUCAGGCUUAAGAUUUACUGUGCGUUGGCGCUGAUAGAGAUGCGCGUGGCGCUGGGGGUGACGGGCAUGCAGUGGUGGCGCACCAACGGGAAGGUCGUGUGCGGCGCGUGGAUAGGCGUCGAGUGCGACACCAAGGGGAACGUUGUCUCCGUCACGGCUUACAACGUGAUCACCGUACCGGGUCUGCUCCCGAACAGCUUCACCAAGCUUAAAACCCUCACCUACCUCGAUCUCUCCUCCAAUCGUCUCAACGCGUUGCUAGACCAAUUCGCGCGGCCUUUGCUGCACCUCCCCAGCCUCCGCGUUCUGAGUCUCAACAACAACAAGCUCUGGGGUUCUGUGCCCUCCUACCUUCUGCAGAAACCGAAGCUUCAGAAACUCCUCCUAUCACGCAACUUCCUCACAGGAACCCUCCCACCCAAGAAAUCCAAGACCCUCUCAACUCUCUCAAUCGCCCACAACUUUAUCCGUGGCCGUUUCCCCUUCACCAUGUCAUGCAACACCGUGGGUAACUGCCUCGAUAACCCUGGGGCGAGGUGUACUAGUUACCCUCAGCGCACGCCGUCCCGUUGCCUGGCCCAGUGUGGGGGUGCGGAGGUGGGCGCUUCGGCUGGUACUGCUGCUACCGCUGCUUCUGCUGCUGCUGCUGCUGCUGUCAGUACUGCUGCUGUCACUACUACUGCUGGUCCUGCAAGAAGCCCUGCUGCUCUGAUAGCUGCUGCUGCUGCUGCCGAUGCCGCUGCUGCUGCUGCUGCUCGUUCUACCCCCCGCACCGCUGCAUCCGCCUCUCCAACCGCUCUCAAACCCACCAACACCAACACCACCGCUGCCUCCUCCUCUUCCUUCUCGAACCCAUCGUCGGUCUACUCAGCAGCGCCCUUCCUCACCCCCUGUGGGGGCUACGGGCGGUGCCUGCCCAGUGUGGACGACACGCCUGGGGAUGUAUCCGCCUCGCUGCUCCCUGCUACUCAGUGGACGUGCAUGUGCGCUGCUGGGGCACGUCUCAAAGACACCGACGUGUGCGGUGAGUGGUCUAGCUGUAUGUGCAUGGGUGGGGUGCGGUGA